AUGUCGAGCGCGCGGGAGGGCGGGGGAGCGGUCCCUCCCUCCGGCGGACGCGCGUCGGCGGCGGCAGCAGCGGCAGCAGCAGCAGCAGCUGCGGGAGGGCAGGAGGAGGCGGCGCCUGUGUCGGCGCUGGAGGUUGUGUCCUUCCUGGGGAAACUACUGUGCGCAGUCGCGGCGCUGAAGGCGGCUCUCUACCUGCUCCGCAGAGUCUGUCUAGCGAUGGCCUGGAAGUCAGGAGGCGCCAGUCACUCCGAGCUCAUCCACAACCUCCGCAAAAAUGGAAUAAUCAAAUCAGAUAAAGUAUUUGAAGUUAUGCUUGCAACAGACCGUAGCCACUAUGCAAAAUGCAACCCAUAUAUGGAUUCUCCUCAAUCAAUAGGAUUUCAAGCAACUAUCAGUGCUCCACAUAUGCAUGCAUAUGCUCUAGAACUCCUAUACGAACAGUUACAUGAAGGAGCCAAAGCCCUUGAUGUAGGAUCUGGAAGUGGUAUUCUUACUGCAUGUUUCGCGCGGAUGGUUGGCUCCAAAGGACAAGUUGUAGGAAUUGAUCAUAUUAAAGAACUAGUAGAUGACUCAAUAAAUAAUGUCAAAAAGGAUGAUCCUCUAUUGCUGACUUCAGGAAGAGUGAAACUGAUUGUGGGGGAUGGAAGAAUGGGAAAUCUGGACGAAGCUCCAUAUGAUGCUAUUCAUGUAGGAGCUGCUGCACCAGUUGUGCCACAAGCACUUAUAGAUCAAUUAAAGCCUGGAGGAAGAUUAAUAUUACCUGUUGGCCCUGCUGGAGGAAACCAGAUGCUGGAACAGUACGAUAAGCUAGAAGAUGGCAGUGUCAAAAUGAAACCUCUGAUGGGAGUGAUAUACGUGCCUUUAACAGAUAAGGAGAAGCAGUGGUCCAGGUGGAAGUGAUUUUCUGUUCGACUUUCUUCUUCCACAUACUUACAUAUACAAGGGAUGAAAUGUAAAAGCUGUGUCAUCUGACCCAAAUAUAGUGUUAACAGUGGACUGCUCAUCUCCAGUUCUUCAAAGCUUUUUCAGAACCAACAGCAUUGCAGCUUGUUUUGGACUUUGUUACACUGUUAUCAGCAUGGAAAAGUGUGGUAUUUUUUAUUUUGUAGAGGUUUAAUGCAAGUUUGAUAAUGAACUGAUGGAAAGUUUAAAAUUGGGCAAAUGUUUCUUUUCAUCAGGCCCUUAUUUUCACCUGUAUAAGGAAGUGAAAUAUGUCUGCAGAAAUGCAGAUAUAUCUGCAAUUUGUUACCUUUUAUUUUGGAUUGGGAAACUUUGAACACUUAUGUCAGCUCCAGUGUUCAUCCAUCAAACUGCUUAUCUGCACUUUCUGACACUACAUGCACACUAUAAGAUUCUUUGUGUUCAGCUGUCUUCUAGAUGCUACUAAAAUGAGAUGAAGUUCUUCAAAGCUAUCAACGUGGUGUCAUAGACUAGCAUGUAGUAUAUACAAUCAGCUUCUUUCUUCCCUUUUAAAAAUCUGACAUGUAUAUAAACUUCAAGACAUCAGAAGUAACAGCUCUUAUUGUACAUACUGCUGUUCAGGAUGGACAUAACUGACAUAGUUCACACAAUCACACACACUUACCUUGUAGAAUGACAUAGAGAUUCAUAGUUCAAUAUUGUUUCUAGCUGACUUGCAAACUUGAUGUACCUGAACUUAAUAUAACAAAUACUGUGUAAGCUAUGUCCUAAUCAUUGAACAGUUUAUGCAGUGCUGCUUUGCCAAAUAAAAUUAAAAUCAAAAA
This is a messenger RNA of Elgaria multicarinata webbii, 1745 nucleotides long. It is a transcript of the gene PCMT1, whose product is annotated as protein-L-isoaspartate (D-aspartate) O-methyltransferase. NCBI's taxonomy places the organism in Eukaryota, Metazoa, Chordata, Lepidosauria, Squamata, Anguidae. The record is from RefSeq and is a predicted model, not a curated record. Gene Ontology annotation, molecular function: protein-L-isoaspartate (D-aspartate) O-methyltransferase activity. Gene Ontology annotation, cellular component: cytoplasm. The transcript has 8 exons. Bases 1 to 900 code for a protein of 299 amino acids. Gene Ontology annotation, biological process: protein modification process.